Molecule: messenger RNA, 2536 nt
Organism: Globicephala melas (long-finned pilot whale)
Lineage: Eukaryota; Metazoa; Chordata; Mammalia; Artiodactyla; Delphinidae
Gene: MED9
Product: mediator complex subunit 9
Biological process (GO): regulation of transcription by RNA polymerase II
Cellular component (GO): mediator complex
Molecular function (GO): transcription coregulator activity
Source: RefSeq, a predicted model, not a curated record
CACUUCCGGCGCGCUCGGCCACCGGCCCCGUUAACCGGCUCCGUGGGUCCCGGGGGCCAUGGCUUCUGUGGGGGUGUCUGUCGGCCGGCAGGCCGAGGAUGCGCUGCAGCCACCCGCAGAGCCGCCGCUGCCCGAGACGAAGCCGCUGCCGCCUCCGCAGCCGCCGCCGCCGGUCUCCGCGCCGCAGCCGCAACCGCCGCCGAGGCCUCCGUCACCGGCCGGCGUGAAGGCGGAGGAGAACUGCUCCUUCCUCCCACUGGUUCACAACAUCAUCAAAUGGCGAUCAGUUGCAAAUACGCGCAUACCUACCGACAGCCAAGUCAUCUGGCCGCACAGUCGCGUACAUCUUAGCACGGACAGACACCCAAGUCGGAUGCCACCAAGAGAUCAAAGAAGUGCCUCUCGGAUUUGGGAGGACGUGACUUCAGUGACCUGGUGGUUCCUUCUGCUUCUGAGUCACCAGUGGACACACCUGCCCAGCUGACGCCAGUUUGCACCUGCAAGUGAAGCAUCGUUCUUAGGCUUACCCGCUAGAACUGUGUGGUGUGCCCGAGCCCGUGUCUCCCACCGGGCGCCGCCACGCAUCACCCGGGCCUGCCCAGAGGACCGGCAGGAAGUGGCCCGUCACUCGAGCCACGCGGUGGUGUCCUGAGCGCCCUCACCUUGCCCUGGUUUGUGGAUUUUGUGCUUCUCCACCCAGCCUGGUCUCCUUUGUUUCCUUCUGAGUCAGGUGCCGACCAGCACUGGCCACAGAGGCAGGCCCCCUGGAGCUCCCGCUUGCUCUCUGGUACCCAGGCCAUCUCUUCUCUCGGCUGGAGUCAGGGUCCCGCUGCCUCCGCCUCAGGCAGCCUGAGAAGCUUGCGCAGCCGCCUCCCAGCUCAGCUUCCCUCCGGGUGGGCUUUAUAAAUAGCUCCUAAUUUCCUCCCCUCCCUUUUUUUUUUUUUGCAUUUUUUUAUUGAAGUCUAGUUGAUUUACAAUGUUGUGUUGAUUUCUGCUGUACAGCAAGGUGAUUCAGUUACACAUAUAUGUACAUUUUUUUAAUAUUCUUUUCCAUUAUGGUUUAUCAUAGGAUACUGGAUAUAGUUCUCUGUAUUAUACAGUAGGACCCUGUUAUUUACCUAAUUUUUAUUUUAUAUAUUUUUGUUUGUUUUUACCUUGUCCUUUGAGACUUGUGUGAUGUAAAUCAGUUUUCUUAAAACUAUAUUUUAAUUUCAAAACUCCCUUGGGACUUAAAUUCGUAACGAUGUGUUAGCACAUAUGCCAUCCAAGUGGAAUGAUUUCAGAAGCCCAAGUGGUGUCUGUCCAGGGUUGUAGAUCUGAGCUGAGACAUAAAAGAAUUAGAAUAUAAGGUGCUCCCUCGAAGCUGGGGUAAGGUGUACCACUGAUGGUGUGUGCAAAUUGAGGGCCUCAGAUGGCAAGAGGAGAUGUUUGGUUGGCCAUUCAUUCCCUAGAAUAAACUAUUGAUUCUCCAAAUCUUGCUUCCAAGUUCAAGCUAUUGAUAAAUAGUGAGCAGGCCUGGUGCAUCUCAUUUGUCAGGAAUGAGCUGUAACCGGCGGAUCGCCAGGAAAGAUGGAUAUUCUGUCUGCGUAAGCAGAGAAAUGAUUAAUAAGAAACAUGAACUGGCACCAUCUGGGUUGAAAUUUCCCAUCAGGGAUGAACGUUUAUUAAAAAAAAUAAACGAUCAUUGACAGUUUUCCCCUCUCACGCUACUCAGUGCGUGACUUUGAAAACAGCCUGUGAAUCAGCUUUUAGAUUUUAGUCUCAACUGCCUUGUUUUCAAAAGCUCAUCCAUCCAUCUACUAACUUUUAAAAAAUUUAUAGGAGCAACUGACAGGCCGUUUCUUUGAUCGUAGGUGAAGAUUUUUGUUCUUGUUGUUUGCUUUUAAUUUAGUCAUGACAGGGAGCAUGGAUCUCUGGGCAGCUAGUAAUAGCUGUGAGGUGAAGAGUACGAUCCUGCCUUUAAAAUGAGCGUGACCGGAAGGCGAGGAAUUUACACGAGUGUGGUGGGAGAGGACGGGUACCUGCUGAAAAUUUUCCAGGAGCUUGUAACUAGUUUAAAAUUUAUGAAUAGCUCUGUGGAAAUUAGGAUGUAAACAGGUUCAAGCAUCUGAACAUCAGCUAAAAUUAUCUUUUGCUCGUUGAUAGUCUCCUGAUUGGCCUGGAAUGUCUCAAAUUAGAAAUGUGGUAUUUCAGCAAGUGUUACUUGCUGUUUGUUACAUGACAUUGGUAAGAGUUUUUCAUUCAUUCAGCAGACACUUAGGAACUUAUUUGCCAGGCGUCCACUCUUUCAGCAAAUGUUGCCUCAGUGUGUGCAGCGCCCAUGGCCCGGGCUGGGGAAGCAGCUCUGCGGGAGGGCUCAGCGUCCGGCGGGCACCUGCUGGGGGCUGGGGUGCCGCCUGCACUACGGCUGCACAGGCAAGAACCCGCCCCGUCCCCCGGGCGCACAGCCCAGCCCAGCUGGGGACACAGGCGACAGGCAUUCUGACGUGGGGAUGCGAGGAUGGAGCUGUCUGGGCUGAUGGUGCUAACACCUGCC